Molecule: messenger RNA, 822 nt
Organism: Phytomonas sp. Hart1
Lineage: Eukaryota; Euglenozoa; Kinetoplastea; Trypanosomatida; Trypanosomatidae
Source: the annotation of a GenBank genome assembly
AUGGCGUUGCUGGGGGGCCAACCGCACCGCCAGGCCGAAACCUCGCUAAUUUACUUUGCCUUUUUUUUGUUGCUCACUACAUUUGGAGCCUCUGCAACUUUUGAUAGAGUAGCAGAUGGUUUUAUCUGGAUCAACGGCACUGCAGUCCUGUGGGAGACCAUUGAUGUGCUUUCAUUCUGGGAUGCUAUAUAUGAAGAUAUAAAACGUAUCGUGCCUGGAGGUCAUAUCAAGGUUGGUAUAGCGCCGAACAUCGCCCAGCAUUCUGCAGUUGAUAAGCCCUAUUUUUUAAAAUGCGACGGCCUCGGCCUCAAAGUCUUUAUUACAGAUUACUCUGAAACUAUGCCACUAGAAGAGUUCUGCAAUGCAUUUAUCAGUUCUGACCUUACCUUCCUGAAUAAGCUGGUGUACACUACCUUUGAACAGCACGUCAAGGCAAUUGAUAUCUAUAUGAGUACUGAACUCUACAUAGACAACACCACGAUUGCCAUCAGCCGACCCAUCAAAUUGUGGGAGUUGUACUUGACCAUCUCAAAACCAUUGAUAUCAAAGGAAAACGUGUUUCAGGAACCAGACGAGGUCCUAAAGUAUAUGCCGAUGGACCUCCAGAAUGCCUUACAUGCCGAUCAAUCGCACUAUCAGAUCAUGCCGACGUCGAUGUGGACGAACUCGACCGGCGCCUACGUCAACUACACAGUGUACGCCGUCCCCGCUAACCUAAUACCCAGCAACCUGAGGCUGACUCCAGAGCAGGUGCAUAACCGGCUGCUGGGUAGCCCUCUCCCGCGAUUCGGGACCUGCUUUGUCACUUUUGGCGACACGUGA